AUGCCGGAGGACCCCACGCCUGGACAGAGCCACUAUAAUACAUUUUCAGGCUUCAUAUACGGCGCCGAAAUUCAACCAGGGUAUGACCUGUUUGGCCUCCCGCAGAAUGACGAAGAUGUUUCCUGUGCUGUUUGCAGAAACUCCGUUCACGCCACCUCAGUUAUGAUCCCCGGGAGGACAGCGUGUUUCCCGGGCUGGGUUGAGGCUUACAGUGGCUUUAUUGUCGCUGGCUACCCAGAUCAUCCUUCGAACACGGACUACAUAUGUAUGGAUGGACGUCCACNAAGUGACUUUAUUGUCGCUGGCUACCCAGAUCAUCCUUCGAACACGGACUACAUAAGUAUGGAUGGACAUCCACAGCCAGUUCCGGGUGGACAAGGGAACGAUGAUGGAGUACUGGUCCGUCCUGUGGUGAACAAGUGUGGCUCUCUGCCAUGUCCACCAUACGAGAACAAAAAAAUUGGUGCCUAG
Mizuhopecten yessoensis (Yesso scallop) is the source of this 471-nucleotide messenger RNA. RefSeq lists its product as uncharacterized. NCBI's taxonomy places the organism in Eukaryota, Metazoa, Mollusca, Bivalvia, Pectinida, Pectinidae. The coding region runs from base 1 to 471 and encodes 156 amino acids. The record is from RefSeq and is a predicted model, not a curated record. The transcript has a single exon.